UUCACCGACUCCUCUAUUCUAGUCUUCUGUCACUCACUCUGAGCAAGUCAGAAGCGUGUGACAAAUCAACACUGUUUGCAUGUGCAUCAUGGAUGUCUUUAUGUUGUAUUUGCAUCACAGUUGCCUGGCUCCAGAAUGGCAACCCUACAGUGUCAUCACACUCUGAUGAAGGCGGAAGAUUCCGCCGAAACAUGUCAGCUCUUUUGCCCUCCAUGCUUGAGGAUGACCAACAUCUGAUGGGCGAGCCCGCGAUCUGCAUCUUUGAGCAACCCAGGAUGAGAGGAAUGCGCUUCCGUUACAAGUGCGAGGGUCGCUCGGCUGGCAGCAUCCCCGGUGAGAGAAGCACGGACAACAACAGGACGUACCCCAGUCUGCAGAUUUUGAAUUACAGUGGCAAGGGUAAAGUGUGUGUUUAUUUGGUGACGAAGAAUGAGCCAUACAGGCCACAUCCUCAUGAUCUGGUGGGCAAGGACUGCAAAGAUGGCUACUAUGAGGCCGAAUUUGGGCCGGAUCGCAAAGUAAUCGCUUUCCAGAAUCUGGGUAUCCGGUGCGUGAAGAAGCGGGAGGUCAAAGAUGCCAUUUUACAAAGGAUUAGCAGAGGGAUGAACCCCUUCAAUGUGCCGCAAGAGCAGCUGCUGCAGACGGAAGAGUACGACUUGAACGUGGUCCGCUUGUGCAUACAGGUUUUCCUGCAAGAUGAAAACAGCCACUACACUCGAGCCCUCAACACUGUAGUCAGCAACCCCAUCUAUGACAACAGGGCCCCAAACACGGCGGAGUUGAAGAUCUGCCGGAUCAACAGCAACAGCGGCUCUGUCAAGGGAGGAGACGAGAUCUUCCUGCUUUGUGAUAAAGUGCAAAAAGAUGACAUCGAAGUGCGAUUUUUCUCCUCUGACGGUUGGGAGGCCAAAGGCUCAUUCUCUCAAGUCGACGUUCAUCGUCAAGUGGCCAUCGUCUUUCGGACGCCGCCUUUUUACAACACCUCGAUCACCGAGUCAGUGACGGUACACAUGCAGCUACGCCGACCGUCUGACGUGGAAGUCAGCGAGCCUCUGGCCUUCCGAUAUCUUCCUGAUGACAAAGACCCUUAUGGUAAUAAUAAAAAAAAACGUAGCAGAGAGAACUUAAUGAGGAUGUGGGGAUGUUCAGCUGUGCCCUUUCCUGGCCUGGCUAUGAGUAAGCAAGCGGCAGUGCCACAAAAUACCGGGAAUCAUAUGCAAGAGCACAACAUGUACCCCAGGCAGCCUCCAUCUCUGAUGCAGCAGCAGCAACCUGUGUUCAACCAACCCUACCAUGUAAAUGUCAGCCAUACCUGGACAAACUCCAACCAAGUGGAGACAUCCUCCAUCAAUCCUUCUAAUGUCAUGAGCAAUCUGCCCCAGCCCAAGAGCGCUCAGCCGCAGCAUCAAAACCAUACUUCUGGGUUCCCCGGUGAAAGCAAUGUCCUCCCUGAGCUCUCCAUAAGCGACUUGCAGUGCUUGGACCCAGGUCUUCAAGUUCCUGCGAUGGGCCAGCCUCAGUCCCAUGCGCUCUUCCAUUCGCAGCACCAGGGGGCGGGUCCUUCCUUCAAUAAUCGGGUCCAGAACCACCUUGGGAGCCAGACCCCGGGUUUCCAAAAUGUAUGGAACAAUUUUGGUGCCCUGAAUCCGUUUCAGGACACAUUGCAGAACGCUGUUGCUGCUUCAGAAAAGAGCGCUCAGGGGCUGGGAGCUUUCCCACUCUUGGAGGGGUUGGAAAGGAAUGAAUUUAUGAAGGGCCAAGUAGGAAGAGAACCUCAGACUGGGUUCCAACUAAAGCAAGAGUCUCACAUCUCGGUCAAGCAAGAGCCCAUGAUGCCGUUUCCUAGAGAAGCCCACGCAAACACGUACACCAACCUUCUCCCUCGUUCCAUGAGCAACUGCACCAAUGUGAAUGUUUUAAGGCAAGACGGUGGAAGGAAACCUCACCUCGUCCACCCAAACCUCAAAGACCCUUAUUCUACUAACCACAUGACUUCCGAGAGUCACUUUUCGACUUUGGAUGAGUAUAUCAGACCCAAGACAAGUCAUUCCUCAAAGCAGUGACCGCAAGGAAUGACAUUAACUAAUCAUCUCAUGUUGCAUUGAAUAUUGACAAACUGAUCAUAUUCCUGCAAUGCUAACUGGGCAUUUAUUUUGGCGUGGAAUGUAUUGUGGGUUACAUCAACGGGUGAACACAAGCAUUAGUACCGUCGUUCAUUAGUGAGCAAUGAUUUCAUGCCACUUGGUAAUGCAAAUCUUUACAUGGUACAAGACUCGAUGAUUUUCAACAGGUAAUGAGGAAUUAUGUUCUGUUUUAGGCCGUUUUUGACUGGAAAUAUUGCAGUUCCAGUACCGUUUUUUUUUCUGGCUGUCAUCUUUCUUUCACGUAAACCAAAGCAACACUUAGGAUUGGCGGAGCAAGAUGACCGCGCGCACAGACGCAGCCGCCCGGCGCUCCUCAGCUGUUGGCAGUAUUGCAACUUUUUUCGUAACUUUUCUUGUAACAUCUUUAGUACUCGUGCAAUACAGCAGAGCGGAACUGUUGUCGGUCACAGUAAAUACCUUCUGCCCGCUAAAUAACUUGAUUCUCUGGAACACGAUUCCCCCUGGGGAUUCGGCGGCCGCCAAGCGUGGACUUUUUUUGAGACUGCUUUUUAAAAUCGAGAACUUCAAUAUUGAGCUACAGCUUUUUUUUUUUCCAUCAGGUUGUUAAAAUCAUCACCCCACCCCUGCUCAUCCCUUGCGAAAACUGACCUAAGAUUGCAUUUUAUCUGUAUUUUAUAUUGUUUUAUAUAAAUCUGCAUGCCAUGAGGAGCUGCCAAACUGAUUUUCACAGUUAACACUGCGUUAACAGUAACAACAAAGGAAUUCAAUUCAAAGAUUGUGAUGACAACUAAAAAAGCUCACAGAGGAUAUAUAAGUGGGUUAGUGGUAUACUUGCCUUACUUUGGUACAGGCCGCGUGGGUUCCGUUUCCGCUCAGUGACAGUGAGAAUGAGUGUGAGUAGUUAUCUGUUUUUGUUUGUGUCAUGCAACAACAUAAGACUCUGCCUCCCUGUGAUCCAUAACAAGAUAAGCGCAAUAGUGGAUGGUUGGAUGCAUGAAUGUGCUUUGAGGGGGUGUGUCCCCCCCCCCCGCCAUGAUUCAUUCCUUGUUGCAAUAAAAAUUUGCAGAAGUAUCGUUAUUGCAUUGAAGCUUUGAUUGUUGGGAUUUUACUGUGGCCUUUUGAAUUGCUUUGUUAAGGAAUGUCACAUAUUGCGCAGGUUGCAUUUAUAUUUUUGUCCAUUCUUUUUUUUUUUCUGUCAAGCAGCAUUUGUUGUCAUUUUCGCCCUAAUUCAUUAAUUGCUGAAGGGCUAAUGAAUUGACAAAGUACUAAAAUUUCCAAUGAGGAAAUUGGAGGGAGCACGCAAAGUUGUGACUUUCCUCAGUAAUGACUAUGUCACACCAGUGAUCACAUGUGUUAUUCUCAGAGCCAAACAGAUGUUUGACUGAUAGAAAUGUAAAUAUCUUGUUGUUUUAGUCUUUCAGCUCAGGCUUUUUUUGUGUAUGUGUGUGGGGGGGGGGGGGGGGGUAGUUAAGGACAAGCACUUGUGAUUGUGCACAACUGCUUUGUCAUCUGUAGCCUUGCUCAUUAUGUUUUACUUCCUUGUAUGUCUUUAAGAUCAACUGCUGACUAUGAUAUUUUCCGUGGGUUGCUUAGAGGGGUUUUGCAGCAGGAUCCAUUUUUAAUAAACAAUGAAUAAACA
Molecule: messenger RNA, 3744 nt
Organism: Syngnathus typhle (broad-nosed pipefish)
Lineage: Eukaryota; Metazoa; Chordata; Actinopteri; Syngnathiformes; Syngnathidae
Gene: rel
Product: v-rel avian reticuloendotheliosis viral oncogene homolog
Exons: 12
Coding region: 93-2063 (656 amino acids)
Biological process (GO): cellular response to stress; canonical NF-kappaB signal transduction; innate immune response
Cellular component (GO): cytoplasm
Molecular function (GO): DNA-binding transcription factor activity, RNA polymerase II-specific; RNA polymerase II cis-regulatory region sequence-specific DNA binding
Source: RefSeq, a predicted model, not a curated record